Molecule: messenger RNA, 2759 nt
Organism: Paramecium pentaurelia
Lineage: Eukaryota; Ciliophora; Oligohymenophorea; Peniculida; Parameciidae
Source: the annotation of a GenBank genome assembly
AUGUAGCCACAACAAUUUAUAGACUUAGUGCAAUGUGCAUUCUUUGAUAGCAAUAAUUCACGUGGAUAGGCUGAAUAAGUACUCUUAAAGUAUAAGGAUGAAUAUACAGAUGAAUUUCUUGUGUAUUGUGCAUCUGCAUUUGCAAAUCGUUCAAUUCAGAAUCGUGUUCGUAUUGCAUGCAGUACUUUAGUAAAACGAUUAGUUGGUUUAAUUGUAAUGAUUUAUAGUUAAUAUAUUUAAGCAUCCUUCAAAUUAAAUCAUGUGGUUAGCUUGUUCUUAAAAUACUAAAAAUGAAGUAAAAAUUAAGUUCAUGGAUUAAUUAAUUGAUCCUGAACAUGAGAUUAGAAGAUCAGCUGCUAAUGUAAAUAUAUCAAUUCUAUACUCUAGACUAUAAGUGAGAUAUGUGCUAUUGAAUUACCACGCUAAGAAUGGCCAGAUCUUAUAUCAAGAUUAACUACAAACUCAAAACAUAGUAAUGUCUUAGUAAAAGUAUCAGCUAUCAUGACUUUAGGAUAUAUAUGUGAAUCAUUGGUAUAUAUAUAUAUUAUAUAUAAUAGAAAAAUCAUUAAUCUUCAGGUAUUUCAGAAUAAGAUGCUAAAGUGAUUUUGAUGGGAAUUUGUGUUGGAAUGGAUACAAAUGAAUAAAAUGUAGAGAUUAGAAUCACUGCAAUAAAAGCAUUAUAAGAUUCACUUUACUUUAUGAAUAAUCUAUUCACAUAAUAAGUAAGUUUUUUUAUAAUAUUCUAUUGUAGGAAAUAUUUACUUUUGUUAAAAAUUUAAUUUUAUAAAAUGCUAUGUCAAACAUAUAAGAGAUUAAACUUAAAUCUUUAUAAUGUUUAAUUGAUUAUGUUAAAUAAUUAUUUGCAUUUUUACCUGUAUUCAUUUCAGAUUUAUAUUAAACUACAUAAGUUGUUUUUGAGAAUUAAGGAGAAAUAACUAUAGCAGCAAUUGAAAUUUGGAAUACAAUAUGUGCAGAAAUAAAAGAAACUAUAAUUGAAAAUACAAAUUAAUAAACACCAGAAACUAAUUCAGUUGAUUGUUGUAUUUAAUUUUUUAAGAAAAAUUAUGAAGGAUUUAUUAUUCCAUUUAUGCGUAAUCUAUUAUUGGAUGAUGCAGAUGCAGAUGACGAAUAUCAAGGAUUAUCUGUACCCAAUUCUUCAAGUAAAGGUUUAGCCUAUAUAAUUGAAUUUGCUGGUAAUAAUACAUAUGAUGCUGUUAAAAAUUUUAUUUAAAAUACUAUAACUCAUUAAUAAUGGGAAUAUAGAAAAGCAAGUGUUAUGGCAUUUGGAGCUUUAGCUGAAGUAUAAACUGAAGAGAUUGGUCUUUUAAUUAAAUCAGCAUUAAGUAGUAUAUUUACUUGUCUUAUUGAUUAAAAUUUUAAAGUAAAAAAAGCAACUACACUUACUUUAAGUAGAAUAGCUGAAAAUUAUCCAUAAUGCUUUCAUGAACAUGAUUAAUCUAAAUAAAUGCUUAUUACUCUUUUAGAUUAAUUAUCUAAUAAAAUUUCUAUUGUACAAAAUUUAGUUUGGGUCUUUGUUUACUUAACUGAAGGAUUAACUAAUUUUUAAAAUAGUGUCUUUACAUAAGAGAAAUUCACUAUAUUAUAACAUUUAGCUAGUACAUCAGUUAGAUCUGAUAUCAAAAAUUCUGAAAUUUCACUCAUUGAUACUGCAUUUAUGGCUAUAUUAAAUAUCAUUUAUAGUGUUACUGAAACUAAAUUAUGUAAUGAUUACUUAUUACAAUUUUAUUAAUAAAUUUAAUUACUAGAAAGUAGUAAUUAAGUACCAAUUGAAAUUAAAUAUCAUCUUGAAAUGGGAUUAAUGAGUGCAAUGCAUGGAUGUGUUGUAAGAUUAGAUGAUUCUACUACUCCUGAUUAAUAAUUUGAAGAUAUAAUGAAAACUCUAUCUAAAGUUGAUUCUAGAGUUAAGAAUGAUUACUUUUAUGUUUUAUCUGGAAUUGCUUAUGCAUUUAAAAAGAAAUUAACUAAAUAUUCUACUUAAAUCAUUACUGAAUUAAAUAAACCACUUUCAGAACCAGAAGAUAUGGAUAGUUUUAAAACUGCACUCUUCUGUUUAUCUGAUAUAGCUAGAGCAAUGGAAGAAGAAUUUGUACCCUAUAUGAAUAUUUUAAAUUAUUUCUUUGGAUUAAUAAAGGUAUCUAAAUAAUAUGAUUAUAAUUAGAAUGUUAGUUUUAAUAGAGAAUUGAAAAUAUAAGUUUAUAAUGCAAUUGCAGAUAUCAUAUUAGGUUUAAAAGAUAAAUCAAUUCCAUUUAUUAAUGAUCUAAAAGAGAUACUUAAAUUAGGAUUUGCAGCUAGUAUAGAUUUAACAAAAAGCAAAUUAAGUGUUGAUUAAGAUUAUGCUGAAAGAUUGAAAGAAACAAUGACUGCAUUUUAUACAUGUAUAUUACAUGCAUAUUGUGAUCCAAAAACUCCUAUUUUUGAAUUAGGUGAUACAGUUUAAUGGUUUAUUAUAUUUUGUUAAGAAAUGUGUAAUUUAAAAUUAAAACCAACUAUUGUAAAUAUAUUAAAUAUGAAUUUAGGAAUAUGUAAGAUUAACUCUAUGUUGUAUAUUUGAUUGCUCUCAUUUCUUUUAAAAUCUACCAGAUAUGAAAUAAAAAAUCAAAGAAUUUAUUACUAGUAAUUUUGUUAUUGAAUUAAUACGAAAACUAAGUUAAUUCAAUGAUAAAGAUUAUCAAGAAUGUGUAGGUUUUGCUUAACAAUUACUUAAUGAUGUGUAUGGUUACUAAUUGAGAUUAUAUUGA